AUGACGACGCUUGCAGUUGACCAGAACGCCUCGUCGGCCAUUGACGAGAACGACUUCGACGAGGACCAUGGCGAGCACCACCCCCACAGGAACUCGGUCCACCACAAGCUGCGUGCGAGCAGCUCCAUCAUGCAGCUGAAGAAGCUGCUGGUUGCCAACCGAGGAGAAAUCCCCAUCCGUAUCUUCCGAACAGCGCACGAGCUGUCGCUGCACACUGUGGCCGUCUACAGUCAUGAGGACCGCCUCAGCAUGCACAGGCAAAAGGCCGACGAGGCGUACGAGAUUGGCGCCCGCGGCCAGUACACGCCUGUCGGUGCUUACCUGGCGGGCGAUGAGAUCAUCAAGAUCGCGGUCGAGCACAACGUGAACAUGAUUCACCCAGGCUACGGCUUCUUAUCGGAGAAUGCAGAGUUCGCGCGCAACGUCGAGAAGGCUGGCCUCAUUUUCGUGGGCCCCUCUCCCGACACCAUCGACGCGCUCGGCGACAAGGUCUCGGCGCGAAAACUCGCCGUCAAGUGCAACGUCCCCGUUGUGCCAGGAACCCCGGGACCCGUCGAGAAGUUUGAGGAUGUCAAGGCCUUUACCGACGAGUAUGGCUUUCCCAUCAUCAUCAAGGCCGCUUUCGGCGGUGGUGGCCGUGGUAUGCGUGUAGUACGCGAGCAAGAGACGCUCAAGGACUCGUUCGAGCGCGCCACUUCAGAGGCCAAGUCGGCCUUCGGUAACGGAACUGUCUUCGUCGAGCGCUUCCUCGACAAGCCCAAGCACAUUGAAGUCCAGCUUCUCGGUGACAACCAGGGCAACGUCGUCCAUCUCUACGAGCGUGACUGCAGUGUCCAGCGUCGUCACCAGAAGGUCGUUGAGAUUGCUCCCGCCAAGGACCUCCCAGUUGAGACUCGUGAUGCUAUCCUUGCCGACGCCGUCAGGCUUGCACAGAGUGUCAAGUACAGGAACGCCGGAACUGCAGAGUUCUUGGUUGACCAGCAAAACCGCUACUACUUCAUAGCUAUCCCUAUAGAAAUCAACCCCCGUAUCCAAGUCGAGCACACCAUCACCGAAGAGGUCACUGGUAUCGACAUUGUUGCGGCACAGAUCCAGAUCGCAGCAGGUGCAUCUCUCGAGCAGCUUGGCUUGACCCAAGACCACAUCUCCACACGAGGCUUUGCCUUCCAAUGCCGAAUCACCACAGAAGACCCUGCUCAGAGCUUCGCGCCUGAUACUGGAAAGAUCGAGGUGUACCGCUCUGCCGGUGGUAACGGAGUCCGUCUUGACGGUGGUAACGGUUUCGCCGGAGCCAUCAUCACCCCUCACUACGACUCUAUGUUGGUCAAGUGCUCUUGCCGCGGUUCCACAUACGAGAUCGUCCGCCGAAAGAUGCUCCGUGCUCUAGUUGAGUUCCGUAUCCGUGGCGUCAAGACCAACAUUCCCUUCUUGAUCAAGCUCCUCACACAUCCCACCUUCGUCGACGGACAAUGCUGGACAACCUUCAUUGACGACACUCCCGCUCUCUUCGACUUGAUCGGCUCUCAGAACCGUGCCCAGAAGCUCCUCGCAUACCUGGGUGACCUCGCUGUCAACGGCAGUCAGAUCAAGGGUCAGAUCGGUGAGCCCAAGUUCAAGGGCGUUAUUCCCAUCCCGGCGAUCCACGACAACAACGGCAAGAAGGUCGACACCUCCGCACCUUGCACCGAGGGAUGGAGGAACGUCAUUCUCAAGGACGGUCCCGAGGGAUUCGCCAAGGCUGUUCGCGCCAACAAGGGUUGCUUGAUCAUGGACACCACAUGGCGUGAUGCUCAUCAGUCGCUUCUCGCCACUCGUGUUCGAACUGUUGACUUGCUCAACAUCGCUAAGGAGACCAGCCAUGCCUUCUCCAACGCAUGGGCUCUGGAGUGCUGGGGUGGUGCUACUUUCGAUGUCGCCAUGCGUUUCCUCUACGAAGACCCCUGGGAGCGUCUUAGGAAGAUGCGCAAGCUCGUACCCAACAUUCCGUUCCAGAUGCUCCUCCGCGGCGCCAACGGUGUUGCGUACUCCUCGUUGCCCGACAACGCCAUCUUCCACUUCUGUGAGCAGGCCAAGAAGAACGGUGUCGAUAUCUUCCGUGUCUUCGACGCGUUGAACGACGUAGAGCAGCUUGAGGUUGGUGUCAAGGCCGUCCUCAAGGCUGGUGGUGUCGCUGAGGGUACCGUGUGCUACAGUGGUGACAUGCUCAACCCCAAGAAGAAGUACAACCUGGAGUACUACUUGGAUGUUGUCGACAAGAUCGUCAAGAUGGGAGCGCACAUCCUCGGUAUCAAGGACAUGGCUGGUGUACUCAAGCCCCGUGCCGCCCGUCUCUUGAUCGGUACCAUUCGCGAGAAGUACCCCGAUCUCCCUAUCCACGUGCACACCCACGACUCUGCCGGAACUGGUGUUGCAUCUAUGGUUGCCUGUGCUGAGGCUGGUGCGGACGCUGUUGAUGCCGCUAUCGACAGCAUGUCGGGUAUGACUUCUCAGCCUAGCAUGGGUGCCAUCCUCUCAUCUCUCGAGGGCACCGACUUCGACGCUGGUCUGGACGCACAUAUGAUCCGUAACUUGGACGCAUACUGGGCCCAGCUCCGUCUCCUCUACUCACCCUUCGAGGCCGGUCUUACCGGACCCGACCCCGAAGUCUACGAGCACGAGAUUCCCGGAGGUCAGCUUACCAACUUGAUCUUCCAGGCAUCGCAACAAGGUCUUGGUGAGCAAUGGGCUCAGACCAAGAAGGCGUACGAGCAGGCCAACGACUUGCUCGGCGACAUCGUCAAGGUCACCCCCACUUCCAAGGUCGUUGGUGACUUGGCUCAAUUCAUGGUCUCCAACAAGCUGUCCUACGACGACGUCCUAGCCAAGGCUGACCAACUCGACUUCCCAUCAUCUGUCCUCGAGUUCUUCGAGGGACUCAUGGGUCAGCCAUACGGCGGUUUCCCCGAGCCCCUCCGCUCGCAAGCUCUCCGUGAGCGGAGAAAGAUGGACAAGCGCCCUGGUCUCUACCUUGAGCCCGUCGAUAUUCCCAAGAUCAAGGCAGACCUCAAGGCCAAGUGGGGUGAUGCGACAGAGUGUGAUGUUGCAUCAUACAUCAUGUACCCCAAGGUCUUUGAGGACUACAAGAAGUGGACCACUAAGUACGGAGAUCUCUCCGUCCUGCCCACUCGUUACUUCUUGUCGCGCCCUGAGAUCGGCGAGGAGUUCCACGUCGAACUUGAGAAGGGUAAGGUUCUCAUCCUCAAGCUCCUCGCCAUCGGUCCUCUAUCCGAGCAGACCGGUCUGCGUGAAGUCUUCUACGAGAUGAACGGUGAGACCCGUACCGUCACUGUGGAGGACCAACACGCGGCUAUCGAGAACGUCUCGCGACCCAAGGCCGAUCCCACAGACAGCAGCCAAGUCGGAUCACCCAUGUCCGGUGUUUUGGUUGAGGUCCGCGUCCACGAUGGUAGCGAGGUCAAGAAGGGUGACCCGGUUGCUAUUCUCAGCGCCAUGAAGAUGGAGAUGGUCAUCUCCGCACCACACUCUGGAAAGGUCAGCGGCCUGUCAGUACGUGAGGGUGACUCGGUCGACUCUGGCGACUUGGUCUGCAAGCUCGUCAAGUGA
Molecule: messenger RNA, 3603 nt
Organism: Alternaria infectoria
Lineage: Eukaryota; Fungi; Ascomycota; Dothideomycetes; Pleosporales; Pleosporaceae
Exons: 4
Coding region: 1-3603 (1200 amino acids)
Biological process (GO): gluconeogenesis; pyruvate metabolic process
Cellular component (GO): cytoplasm
Molecular function (GO): metal ion binding; pyruvate carboxylase activity; ATP binding
Source: RefSeq, a predicted model, not a curated record